UCAUGCCAGCACUCUCCACGUCUGCCUCUUCUACACACCCUCAUUACAUGUGUCUGUCUGGACUGAUCUGCUCAUCUGUUCAGGGACUCUCCUGACAAGUCAAAAAUUCUGCCUUCUUUCAGCUCUGGAAUUGGAUCAAAUCACCUCAGCUUUUUUUGUAGCCCCACCAGGAGGCUUUUUGCUUAUGGUCUCAUUUUGUUUUCCUUCACUACUUGUCUGUUUUUGAUUUCUAGAAUGGAGGAAGCCGAACUGCUGAAAGAAAGAUUCCAGGCCAUAACAGACAAAAGAAAACUGCAAGAAGAAAUUACACAGAAACGUCUAAAAGUGGAAGAGGAAAAAAUGAAACACCAACAUUUAAAGAAAAAGGCCUUGCGAGAAAAAUGGCUCUUGGAUGGCCUUAGUUCUCUCACUCCAAAAGAGCAAGAAGAAAUGCAAAAGCAGAAUUGGGAGGACCAACAACAGACUUAUGAGCUGGAACAAGACAUUUUCAGACUGGAGAAGGAAAUUGAGGCUCUGGAAAGAGAGGAAAUGGAAGUCUCAGCUAAGGAAGAAGCAAUUUUAAAGAAACUUAAGUCUGUUGAGAAAACAACAGAAGACAUAAUAAAGUCUGUGAAGACUGAAAAAGCAGGAGUUGAAAAAGAGGCAGCAGACUACAUAUACGCCAGCAUACCUGACCUUCCCAAAUAUUUCAGGCCUUCCGCACUGAAAAGUACAGCACGUGCUGCCACCGAUGAUGAAGAAAAGAGAAAAGCAUUGUUUGCCAUGGAAAUUAAAGUUGAAAAAGACAUGAAGACAGGAGAAAACACAGUGUUAUCAACAAUACCUCUUCCCUCAAAGGAGUUUAAAGAGACAGGAAUUAAAGUCUAUGACGAUGGCAGGAAGUCAGUCUAUGCAGUGUCCUCAAAUGGCAGCACAACACAAAACGGGAUGGAUGAACUUGCUCCUGUUGAGGUGGAGGACCUGCUACGGCAGGCAACUGAAAAAAAUGCCCAGUCUCCCACAGAGUAUCAUGAGCCUGUGUUUGCAAACAAAUUUUGCAGGCCGGUUACUCCUCAGAAAGACAAAUUAGUCCCUGGACCAAAACUGGAAGACACUCACAGAAGACAGAUGAAUGGAUUUAGCAAUCAUCAGAAAGAAUUCUCCUCCAAAAGAGAGCCCUUUAUGCAGCAACAUAAAGAGAAUGGGCUUGAUCUUCCAAAGGUAAUACAGCCAAAGUCUCCCUCUCCAGUACUUUCCCAUUCAGAGAAGAAAGUGCACACUAACCCUGAGAACAGGAUGGUACAUAACGAAGAAGGAAAAGCUGCACAUGAAGAAUUAGAACUUUACCAGAAUACAAGAGAAAGACAUAACGAGACAAGGUUUUUAAGUCCCUGCCAUCUUAACGAAACAUCCUCUGCACCUCAAGAUGAAGAAGAUGUUCAAUACAGCAUUGUCCAAGCUGUACCAUGUUACGUGGAUGAUUCUGAACCAGUAACAAUGAUUUUUAUGGGUUAUCAGCGCAUUGAUGACGAUGCAGAAGCAGACCAAAAGUUGUCACGAUACGAUGGGGUUAUCCGUGCAGAAUUAGUUAUCAUUGAUGAUGAUGAUGAUGACGACAGCAAAUCUGAGAAACCAGCGUAUCAUCCCAUAGGCCACCAUAGUCAGGUUUAUCAGCCACCGAGCAGGAAAAUCACAGAAGUCCCACAGACGAACGCUGUGAGCAGUCUGGGCACGAGCCUGAACAAGGUACCCCACAAAAAUUCCAUCUCCCUGCAAGAACAAGAGGAACACUUAAGCUCACCAACACACCGUGCUCAUCUUCACGACCAGGUAUCUGGAGACGGUACUGAAGAUCCCUCACUAACAGCUCUGAGAAUGAGAAUGGCAAAGCUGGGGAAAAAGGUGAUUUAACAGCUGUAAUGACAUGGAAGUAAAAUUUACUACUCAAAGCAGAAUAAAGCUAAGAAGAGUUUCUUCAA
Gavia stellata (red-throated loon) is the source of this 1958-nucleotide messenger RNA. RefSeq names its product palmdelphin (gene PALMD). The record is from RefSeq and is a predicted model, not a curated record. NCBI's taxonomy places the organism in Eukaryota, Metazoa, Chordata, Aves, Gaviiformes, Gaviidae. Bases 235 to 1890 code for a protein of 551 amino acids. Gene Ontology annotation, cellular component: membrane; cytoplasm. Gene Ontology annotation, biological process: regulation of cell shape. The transcript has 8 exons.